This is a messenger RNA of Acanthosepion pharaonis, 957 nucleotides long. The record is from the annotation of a GenBank genome assembly. NCBI's taxonomy places the organism in Eukaryota, Metazoa, Mollusca, Cephalopoda, Sepiida, Sepiidae.
AUGAAAUGUAGAAACAGAUUCGUUAUUCGACAUAUUCCAUUAUUCUGUUUUUCAAAUAUCUUCUCCCUUUUCUCUUUUUCUCUUUCUUUUUCCUCUUUCCUUUUCUUUUUUCUUUUCUCCUUCUUUUUCUCUUUUCUUCUCUCUUUCUUUUUCUCCUGUCUUUCUUCUUUCUUUUUCUUUUUCCUUUUCUCCUUCUUUUCCUCUUUCCUUCUCUCUUUCUUUUUCUCUUUUCUUUUCUCUUUCCUUUUUUCCUUCUUUUUCUCUUUUCUUUUCACUUUCCUUUUUCUUUUUCUCCUUCUUUUUCUCUUUCCUUUUCUUUUUUCUUUUUUCUCUUUCUUUUUCUCUUUCCUCUUCUCUUUUCUUUUCUCUCUGCUUUUCUUUUUCCUUUUCUCUUUCUUUUUUCUUUUCUCUUUGCUUUUCUUUUUCUCUUUACUUUUCUCUUUCUUUUUCUUUUUUCUUUUCUCUUUGCUUUUCUUUUUCUCUUUCCUUUUCUCUUUCCUUUUCUUUUUCCUUUUCUCUUUCUUGUUUUCUUUUUCUCUUCUUUUCUGUUUUCUUUUCUGUUUUCUUUUCUCUUUUCUCUUUCCUUUUUUCCUUUUCUCUUUCCUUUACUUUCUCCUUUUCUCUUUCUUUUUCUCUUUCUUUUUCUCUUUCCUUUUCUUUCCCCUUUUCUCUUUCUUUUUCUCUUUCUUUUUCUCUUUCCUUUUCUUUUUCCUUUUCUUUUCAUUCUACUCAUCCCAGUACUUUCCUUUGGUUCUUAUUCCCCCCGCCCCACCAUCAUUUCACUCUUUUCCUACUCAUUCCUUAUUCUUUUCUGUCUUUCUUUUCCUUUUUAUUUCUUUUUAUUCCUUUGCUUUUUUCUUUCUUUUCUUAAUUAUUUCUUCAUUUCUUUCUUUUCCUUCUAAUUCUUUCUUUCUUUCUUUCUUUCUUUCUUUCUUUCUUUCUUUCUUUUCCUUCUAA